AUGUUAAAACUUCUAGAAGUCAGUGCAUUGCUUAUUUCAAUUAAAUUCGUUGCAUGUUUAACAUACUUUAAAAUCGACAAUAUAGAAGAUUUAAAACAAUUCCCUAAAAUAUUGGAAACUAUACAAAACCAUGAUUUAACCGAACACAUUAAAUUAACACCCAAUAACAAACAUGUAAGUGAAGGGAACUUUAUAAAUAAGAUAUUGGUGAAGCGAAAAAUACCCCACGGCCUAGAUGCGGGAACCUAUGAAUUUGAUGAUAAAUUUAAUACUAUUUAUAAACCGCUCAUAAGACUCCACAAGAAGAUAAAUAUUGGUAAAAAAUUUGAUAAUGCACUUCAACAAUUCGAAGAUAAAUACGAUGUAAGUAAUGAUAAAGCCGAGACCAGAGAAACUAAUGACGUAUGGAACGAACGUGCAUACAUAGAUAAAAAAUGGAAUACAAAAGCAUAUGAUUAUUUAGUCUUUGUAACUAAACGAAAUAAUAGAAAAAAAAAAUUAAAUACUUUACGCGCGUAUGAGAAGUCCGGCGAAGCUAAUGAUCCUUUGGCCCCAGGACCGAAAAUUCCAAUGGAUUUACACGAUGGUAAAGGGAAUAAUUGGAUGCCCCAUUAUCCACCUUGGAAUUAUUGGACGUAUAAGAAAACCUUACAUCAAGAUGCGUGUCCUGGAAGACAAGUUAGAAUUGGAAAUAUGUGUAUGUGGAUACCACCUCAUUAAAAAAAUACUAAAUAAAACACAAAUAAUAUAAA
This is a messenger RNA of Pieris napi, 752 nucleotides long. RefSeq lists its product as uncharacterized. The transcript has 2 exons. Lineage: Eukaryota; Metazoa; Arthropoda; Insecta; Lepidoptera; Pieridae. The record is from RefSeq and is a predicted model, not a curated record. Bases 1 to 720 code for a protein of 239 amino acids.